UGCACCUGCACCUGCACCUGCACCUUCACCUACACGAAGCUAACUUCUCUCACUAUCACCAAACAAGAAACUCAAACGAGAAUGAGGAUUAUUUCACGGCUGUUCGAAUCAGAAAAUUCUUACCGGAGAAAACGAACACAAAAAUCUCCGAAGCAUCUGGACUCCACCGAUAGCGCCACGUCGUCACCACUCAGCGAAGCCACCGGCUCUAGCAGCCUCCAUAGCAGUCUCUCUCUCCAGACACUCCCUUCCGUUCCCUCUCUUCAGAAAAUCCCCUCGGAGACUUUCGCCGUUACCGUCUCACACUCCGUUACCUCUUCCUUCAAACUCCGGGAACGGAGUCUCCCGGUCACUUGUCUCGCCGUCAACGGAGGUUAUCUCUUCGCAGUCUCCGGACACGAAGUCAGCAUCUACGAUCGCGACAUGUGUGCUCAUCUCGACAGUUUCAACGGUCACGAUCCUUUCUCAGGAUCCGUCAAGUCCGUCGGUUUCUCCGGUGAUAAAAUCUUCACUGCUCAUCAGGACGGUAAAAUCGGAGUUUGGAAACUAACGGCGAAAAACGGUUACAAACAGUUAACGACGCUUCCAACUUUAAACGACCGUUUGCGACGUUUCGCUCUUCCCAAAAACUACGUUCAGGUUCGCCGUCAUAGAAAAUGUCUCUGGAUCGAACACGCUGACGCCGUUAGCGCUCUCGCCGUCAAUAACGGAUUCAUCUACUCCGUUUCUUGGGACAAGACAUUGAAGAUAUGGAGAGCCUCUGAUCUUCGUUGCAAGGAAUCAAUCAAAGCUCAUGAUGACGCCGUUAACGCCGUUGCUGUCUCUGCUAACGGCACCGUUUAUACUGGAUCCGCUGAUAGGCGUAUUCGGGUUUGGGCGAAACCCGCGGACUCGAAACGACACGAGUUAGUUGCGACUUUGGAAAAGCACAAAUCGGCGGUUAAUGCUUUGGCGUUAAACGACGACGGAUCGGUCUUGUUCUCCGGCUCGUGUGACCGGUCAAUAUUGGUUUGGGAGAGAGAGGAUAGUUCCAAUUACAUGACGGUGAGGGGUGCUUUGAGGGGACACGACAAAGCAAUACUUAGCUUGUUCAACGUCUCUGAUUUGCUGAUAAGUGGAUCAGCUGAUCGGACGGUCAGGAUUUGGCGGCGCGGAAUCGAUGGUAGUUACCGUUGCUUGGAGGUACUUUCUGGUCACACGAAACCGGUUAAGUCGCUUGCAGCGGUUAAAGAUUCGGAGUCAGACGGUGUCGUUUCAAUCGUUAGUGGAAGUCUUGACGGAGAGGUCAAGUGUUGGAAGGUCUCCGUCACCAAACCGGAUAAUUAUUCAAUUUACAAAGAUCUCGUUUUAUAAAUUUUAUUUUUUUAAUUAUUGCUUUAUUACAUGUUUGGCGAACACCAUUUUGGCGUUUCUUAACCGGCAGUUUAUAAAAAAGAGUGUGAUAUAAUAUGAGUA
Messenger RNA from Brassica rapa (field mustard), 1455 nucleotides. RefSeq names its product protein JINGUBANG. The record is from RefSeq and is a predicted model, not a curated record. Gene Ontology annotation, molecular function: protein binding. Lineage: Eukaryota; Viridiplantae; Streptophyta; Magnoliopsida; Brassicales; Brassicaceae.